This is a messenger RNA of Leucoraja erinaceus (little skate), 3853 nucleotides long. Its product is annotated as ADP-ribose pyrophosphatase, mitochondrial-like. Gene Ontology annotation, molecular function: ADP-ribose diphosphatase activity. Lineage: Eukaryota; Metazoa; Chordata; Chondrichthyes; Rajiformes; Rajidae. The record is from RefSeq and is a predicted model, not a curated record.
GCAGUCCUGCCAGGAUCAAAGAUGGCGGAGAUAGCCAUCGUCACAUGACGCAGGUGCGCCCCGUGCCCAGCACCACCGAGCAUGCGCGCCGGCGGGGCACCUGACGAGUUGGCAGGGUAACCGACUCCCGGAUGUGGAACCUGGCGGUGGCAGCAAGGUUGGCUGCAGUGCAACAGUUACACCGCCGGCCUAUAUUUAAAGCAAAUUGCGUGACGUUUGUGUCUCUCAUGGAGAUUGUCAAGUGCCUCCACUUGAAGGCACGCAGUGAGGUGUAUCCAUGUUCUGCAGUUCUCCGGUUCCCUGUCCCCGAUGAUAAAGUGGACUGGGCAGUCCCAUGGACUAAUUACAACCCAGUCGACUAUACUGCCCCCGCCCUGCUGAAGCAACCAUCCUGGGCAGACCUACCUUACAGAGAUGAAGGAGAAUUGAACAAGGUGCUGAAGUUCAAUCAGUUGGAUGGUGACGUGGAUAGAAGGUCCCAUACAGGAAAAUAUAAUCUGAUAAAUGGCUUCCCAAGGAAUCCUUGUGGACGGACUGGAUUAAAAGGGCGAGGACUCCUGGGAAGGUGGGGCCCGAACCAUGCAGCAGACCCCAUUGUGACGAGGUGGAAGAAGGAGAGUGGAAAAACAGUGACUCACAAUUGCUCUGGGAAGCCAAUCUUGCAGUUUGUGGCAAUUUGUAGAAAAGACAACAAGGAAUGGGCAAUUCCUGGGGGAAUGGUGGACCCUGGUGAGAAGGUGUCGGCCACACUCAGGAGGGAGUUUGGAGAAGAAACACUGAACUCCUUGGAUCUGCCAGAAGCCGAGAGGCAGGGGGUGAAAGAGUUAAUCAACUUCCUGUUUGAGGCUGGAGAGAUGGUAUACCAAGGAUAUGUUGAUGACCCUCGGAAUACUGAUAAUGCCUGGAUGGAAACUGUGGCCAUGAAUUACCAUGACGAGACAGGUGAGAGUGUGGGAAAACUCUCCCUUCAAGCUGGGGAUGAUGCUGGUGCGGUGAAGUGGAUGGACAUCGAGAAGGAGCAGAAUCUGUACGCCAGCCACACGCACUUUCUCCAUCAGCUAGUAAAGGCGAAGAAUGCUCACUGGUAACGCCAGGCCCUGAACAUUUCCCACCCUGAGACAACCUCAGCAACCACAGCUAAAGCUUCUGUACAUGAAGUUAAAGGUGGUAACUAUCUAUUCUUUACCAGACUCCAACACAAUGAAGAUCACCACAGCUAAAGGAGACUCCGAGCGAGCAGCUUUAAUUCCGCUGUUUAUGUUAAACUUUGGUCGGAGACAUGGUUUUACAUUUUGUACUUUUGUGUGACAUAGAUCAUUUUUAGGUUCUGUUCCCCUUGUUGGGUAUCCACCACAUGGUGGAGUUGCUGCCUUACAGCGCUAGAGACCUGGGUUUGAUCCUGAUCAUGUGUGCUGUCUGUAUGGAGUUUGUACAUUCUCCCUGUGACCUGCGUGGGUUUUCUCUCCAUACUCCCACAUUCAACAGACGUAUAGGUUUGUGCGCUAAUUGGCUUGGUAAAUUUGUAAAUUGACCCUAGUGUGUGUAGGAUAGUGCUAGUGUGGGGAUCGCUGGUCGGCAUGGACUCGGUGGGCCGAAGGGCCUGUUUUCGCGUUGUAUCUUUAAACUGAAAACUAAAUACACUCGCACCCCAUCCACAACUCCCACCAUAGCAUAUCCCAAAACUAUCCCCCACUCGGCCCCCUCCCCCACCGUGCAGAGGACAAAGCUAGCUCACAAGUUUCAUCAGAUCCAGGAGCUGAAUUAGGCCAUUUGGCACAUCAGGACUACUCCGCCAUUCAAUCAUGGUUGAUCUAUCUUUGGCUUCUCCAGCAGAUUGUUUCCACUUUGCAGACUGAUACUGGCACACCCUAUGGGAGCAUCAGUUUGAAAUCAGUCGCUCAAAUUGGAGAUGAAAUGGAUAUACCAGCACACUCCGAGCUGCAGUGUGCGCUGCAAACAUCCAGUUCGAAGACAAAUUCAAGUUUUGCCCUUUGGAGUUGUCGAUUCCCUCGACAGUGCAGGUCAUUUGGACACGUGGCUCCCAACGGUCUCAACUUUCCUCGGCUUGGCUCUGCGUUUGUGAAUGACUGGUUGAUGAAGAUUGCUGGCAGCAGUGAAUCAGAAGCUGCGAUUUGUUGCAUUUUGUGACUAGCAGGUCAAUAAACGUUCUCCCUGUGACUGUGUGCGAGCUUACUCCAAAUGCUCAGGUUUCCUCCCACAUCCCAAAGAUGUGCGGGUUCGUAAAUCCCCACCCCCCACACCGUGUGUAAAUCUGCAAGGAGUGGCUGGGAUGUGGGCAGAAUAUAUGGAAUUAGUGCAAGUUGAUGAAUGGCUUGGACGCAACAGGCUGAAGGGCCUGUUUCAUGCUGUCCGACCUAACUGCGUGGAGUGAAGUUUUAAUUGGUUUGAUGUUGCCAAGGUGCUGCCCGAACUGUGGGUACUUUCUGGCAUCCGCAGUCACCACUUACCACCACUAGAUGGUGAUGUUGCCAUGCACUCUCACUGUGGGGCAAAGAUGAAAGUGGUCAGAGUGGAGGAGCAGCAAAUUCCUUUGCUCCAUAGAUGCUGCCGCACCCACUGAGUUUCUCCAGCAUUUUUGUCUACCUUCGAUUUUUCCAGCACUUGCAGAUCUUUCUUAAACGUGAGGGAAAAGUUUCUACUUUAAAGAUUGAAAAUCUCCACUUUGGGUUUUUGUCAUUGAGGAUCUGGAGUAGAGUCGUACUGUACGGAAACAGGCCCUUCGGCCCGACUAACACAUGCUAACAAAGGUGCCCCAUCUACUGCUAGUUUCAACUGCCUGCAUUUGCCUCUUAACCCUCUAAGCCGUUCCUAUCCAAAUGUCGUUAAGAGUGCCUGCCUCAACUAUUUAUUCUGGCAGUUUGUUUAAGAAGGAACUGCAGAUGCUGGAAAAUCGAAGGUACACAAAAAAGCUGGAGAAACUCAGCGGGUGCAGCAGCAUCUAUGGAGCGAAGGAAAUAGGCAACGUUGCCUAUUUCCUUCGCUCCAUAUUUUUUCUGGCAGUUCGUUCCAGAUAUCCACCACCGUGAAAACGUUGCCCCUCGCGAUCAUAUUACAUUAUUCCUCUGUCACCGUAAACCUAUGUCCUCUGGUUCUUGAGUCCUCUACUCUGUGCGAGAGGCUCUGUUUUUCUCUGCUGAUGUUUGGCAGCCUCCGGCAGAGGGUGUUCUGUGCCACAAAGGAUGAGUGAGCAGCUGCUGAUCUCUGAUUUAUCGUCCUGACCCUCUCCAUCAUUUUCUAAACCAAUGUAAGCACCCUCGAUUUAGUCAGGCUGAGAGAGAGAGAGAGAGAAAGUACUGACGCCUCACAACACGUGCACCGUGCUUACUGUAUCCACUGUGAAGUGAGCCACCAGCCACGGUCCCAGAGGUCUCAUUGUGUGACCUGCUGCACUGACUCGCCUGAAGCAUGAUACACAAGCACUUGUACAUCAUCCGUGACUGCGGCCCAGAGUUGCUGCCUUACAGCACCAGAGAUCCUGGUUCGAUCCAGACUACUAGUGCUGUCUAUAUGGAGUUUGUACAUUCUCCCUAUGACCUGCGUGGAUUUUCUCCAGGAUUUCAGGUUUCCUCCCGCACGCCAAACACAUACAGGUUUGUAGGAUAAUUGUAAAUUGUCCCCAGUGUGGGUGUGUGGAUAGUGUUAGUGUGUGGGGAAUCGCUGGUCGGGGCAGACUUGGUGAGCCGAAGGGCCUGUUCCUGCACCGUAUCUCAAAAUUAAACUAAAACUUAAAAAGUUGAAUAAUAUGGGUUUGUCCUGCACUGAUUGAACUACCAGCCAACUCUCAAACUGUAAUGUUCUUUCAUUUUCGUUAUUGAUUAAAUAGUUCAACUUA